AUGCCUUCGUCGUUCUCCAAGCCGGCUUUGGAUCCUACUUCGUCGCCUCCGCAGAAUUCUCCUUUGAUUCAAGACAGCUCGGAGGCUGAGCGCCGGCUUCGUGAGGCGGAGGAGAGGCUACGCGACGCCAUGACGGAGCUUCAACGCAGACAGCGUUCCGCGGCGCGUGGAUCUCACGGCGAGCUAUGCGAUCACGCGGACGUCUCCUGCGUCGCCAAUGCUAUCGGCAAUCUCUGCCAGAGCUUCCUCCUCUCGUAUGGCGUUAGAGUUGGGAUCGGAAUCCUCCUCCGCGCUUUCAAGCUCGCUAGAGGGCAGUCUUAUUCAUCGCUUCUCGAUCUGAAGCAACUUGUCUCCGAAAAAGAUUUGAUAGUUAGGGAAGAAGCAUGUCGUAUUGGUCUACUUUUUGGUGGCUUUACGGGAUCGUACCACGCCCUUAGAUGCUUUUUGAGGAAAUGGAGGAAGAAGGAGACACCAUUGAAUUCAGUCUUAGCAGGUUCAAUUGCGGGUUUGUCUGUCCUGGCUUUAGAUGACUCCAACCAGCGCCGCACACUUGCUCUAUACCUCUUGGCUAGACUAGGCCAGGCGGCUUACAAUUCCGCCAAGUCGAAAAACAAAUUCCAUCUUUGGGGAAGCCAUUGGAGACAUGGAGAUUCCUUACUCUUUUCUCUAGCUUGUUCACAGAUUAUGUAUGCCUUUAUAAUGCGUCCUGAAACCUUACCAAAACCAUAUAGAGAAUUUAUUCAGAAGACCGGUCCAGUUGCGAGUCCGGUUUACCAGGCUGUGAGAGAAUGCUGCAGAGGUGGUCCAAUCGAUGUAGCCUCCUUAUCAGCCUAUAUCUCCAGCAAAAACGAAGCAAGUGACGUGAAGGUGGAAGAGUUUGCUUCCAUCAUACCUUGUUCAGCUAUUCAUCCAAACACUAACUCAUGCCUGGCCCAAAAUGCUAAUGCAAUGUCAGCUACAUUCAAGAAAACAUUCCCAUUAUACUUCUCCUUGACAUUUGUCCCAUAUGUUGUCCUACACUUACAAAAGUUCGUGGCUUCUCCUUACCAGACAUCUUGGCAUGCAAUCAGAGAUUCAGUUCGUUCGACUUCCUUCUUGUCUGCUUUUGUUGGCAUUUUUCAGGCUUUCAUAUGUACCCAUAGAAAAAUUACAUCUAAGGACCACAAACUCGUUUAUUGGUUCGCGGGCGGUGUAGCAGCACUUUCGGUUUUGCUGGAGAAAAAACCGAGACGAACCGAGCUGGCUCUAUAUGUUCUUCCUCGAGCUGGAGAUUCUUUGUGGGAGAUACUCGUCAACCGCCACCUUCUUCCCGAUAUUAAAAACGCAGAGGUGGCUUUAUUCUGUGGAUGUAUGGGAGGAAUUAUGUACUAUCUAGAACAUGAACCCGAUACACUGGCUCCGUUCCUGAGGGGACUUAUCCGUCGGUUUCUUGCUAGUCAGAUAAGCAAUCCGAGCAGCAAACUCCGUCAGAGUUCUUCUUAUAUGUAUCUCCAGACUCUAGAUGCGUUGGAGAAGCCGAAAACGCCUGAGAGCCGAGAUAGUGAAACUCAAAAAGCUGAAGAAAAGUACAACCUCGAGGCAAUUCCUGGUCUUUAG
Microthlaspi erraticum is the source of this 1596-nucleotide messenger RNA. The record is from the annotation of a GenBank genome assembly. NCBI's taxonomy places the organism in Eukaryota, Viridiplantae, Streptophyta, Magnoliopsida, Brassicales, Brassicaceae.